Molecule: messenger RNA, 1659 nt
Organism: Scedosporium apiospermum
Lineage: Eukaryota; Fungi; Ascomycota; Sordariomycetes; Microascales; Microascaceae
Exons: 7
Coding region: 1-1659 (552 amino acids)
Source: RefSeq, a predicted model, not a curated record
AUGAUCACGGAGGCCUUUCAGGGGGUCCUGGUCGAGUCAACCAUGACCUUUGUCGUAUUUAACGGUGACGACUGCCCAUCUCAAUCGGCUCCCCCCAUCUCCCAAGUUCUCAACAAUCAGCCCCCGAACCCGCGCCAUCACCAAUUCGAUCGUCGCAACAACCAGAUCCAUUGGGGAUCAUGCGCCCACCUCGGCGUCAACGACACCGACUACCUGUUCUGUGGUAAAUUGGCUGUCCCACUCGACUAUACUGAUGACUCCGCGGCCGAAAUGCUCGAUAUCCAGCUCAUGAGAAUUCCUGCCGCCGAGACCCCGAAGAGGGGGAGCGUGUUUAUGAACUUUGGCGGUCCCGGCGGCAGUGGAAUAUUGGAAAUGGCCUACUAUGGCCGUCUUUUCAGAAUGCAUGUAACUCUCUCCGGGGGUUCUUACGAUAUCAUCAAUGUCGUUCCUCGUGGAACUGGAAAUACCUUACCCUUCUCCUGCUACGCAACCCAGGAUGAAAGGACGGCGGCCGAAAGUACAGCUCUGUUUUCUACAAACGCCUCGGACGUCGCUCUCGGAAGGGUCUGGGCUGAGGCUGAGCUCCGGGCGGAGGCAUGUCGACAGGUCCAAAACGCGGCCGGAUCGCUCAUCGGAACCGCAUUCACUGCACGAGACAUCAUGUCAGCGGUGGACGUACUUGAAGAAGACGGCAAGCUGAGAUACUGGGGAAUGUCGUAUGGCUCGGUGCUGGGCGCCACCUUGAUUUCCAUGUGGCCCGAUAGGGUCGACCGAGUCUUGCUGGAUGACGUCAUGAAUUCACACGAGUAUUACCGAGAGGACUUGGAACAAGUCACGGACGUGGAUAGCGCAUUCUCUGGGUUCUGCUCCCAGUGCGUUGUUGCGGGUGACCGCUGCCCUAUAGCAGGUAACCGCACUGCAGGUCAGCUCGAGGAAGACAUCUACGCCGCUCUCGAUAAGCUCAAGUACAAUCCGAUUCCACUAACCCUCCCUAGUGGAGCGGGGAUUAUGGUCGACUACCCGACCCUGAAGGGCAUGAUCUACAGUGAUAUGUACUUUCCAAUACGCUGGCCCCGCUUGGCCCAGGCUCUUGAGGUUUUGAUAACCGGGAAUGCCACCGGGAUCCUCACUCAACUAGGCAGUGCAGCUACCGGGUUGGCUGGUGAGAGCCCACUUGAUGCGGAUGCUGUCCUUGGAAUCAAAUGCGGCGACAAGCAAAUACGCUCAGAGCGUAUCGACGACGUCAUGCCUGGAGUCGAUACCAGGUGGGCACUGAGCAGACUUGGCGGCGACGUUUCCGACAUUAGUGCUAUCCAAUGCUCACGAUGGAAAAUGGACGCCAAAGAGCGAUACGCCGGCGACUUUCGCGUAGAUCCAGCCUACCCUGUGCUCCUCAUCAGCACGCAGCACGACCCCGUCUCACCGCUUGUAUCGGCGAAAAACAUGAGCUCUAGUUGGAAGGGAAGCGUUGUACUUGAGCAGGAAGGUUACGGGCAUACCAUCUUGCCGCAGGCCUCGAAAUGCACGGCAGAGAGGACGAUUGCGUAUUUUGAGCGCGGGGAACUCCCGGAGCCGGGGACGGUUUGCCCUGUCGACUCGCUGCCCUUCUCUGACUACGACGGGUGGGCCACCGUCCUCCAAGAGUUGCACGCGCUCUAG